AUUGUUAAUUUUGUCAUAUACUCGUUUUUUUUUCUAAACCUUUAUGCUGUUCUUUUUCUGCCUUUAUAAGUCAAUGGUUAACCCAUUGAUACUGAUUUUUCUUCUAUAGGAAUUGAUGAUUUUUGUAAAUACAAUUAACCCUUGAGCAACAUGGGUUUGAAAUGCACGCGUCCACUUAUAUGCAGAUUUUUUUCAGUACUAAAUACUACAAUACUACAGGAUCAGUGGUUGGUUGAAUCCUUGGAUACUGAAGGCUGACUAUGAGUUAUACUCGAAUUUUCCACUGCCGGAGGGUUGGUGCCCCAACCCCUGCAAUUGUUCAAGGGUCAGUUGUAUAUAAAUAUAUAUACCACACCAGCCGUGGAUUUCUAGUGUUAUCUGAAACAGUUAUUUUAAUUUCCUGCUUCUACCCUGUCACAUAAGCAGUCCUGAUUUGCUAAAGAUAAAUAUGUGUGUAUCUCCUUAUCCCUAUAAUGUGAUGCAUUUUUAUAUAGCAUAUACCACCACCUGAUAAUAUUUUGUUAAUUUAGUGGUCCUCCUUCAAACGACCCAGGCACUUUAGGAUUUUUCUGUUUUGUUCAGUGCUGUGUCUCCUGUGACUGCAUGUAGUAGGACAGGGUGAAUAUUACCUAAAUAAAUAUGAGAUGAAGGAGCAGGAGGUAAGGGCCUUAAGGGAAGCAUCCUUGCUGAAGACAUAGGGCUUAGUCAAGAGAAGGAGCUCAAAGAUAAAACACUUCAAUAGAAUACUUCAUUUGUUUACUCUCCAUAGUGUGCCCAACAGGGUUCUAGGCCAGACCCUGGUAAUGUUAGGGCAUAAGGGCCUCACUGACAACUAAAUUGUAAGGUAUAUGUUCAGAAAUACACUCAUUGGGCAUUUAGGCUUUGAAGGUAAAUACACGUGCAUACACACAGCUCCUCAGCAGCUUUCUAAUUGGGUAGCAUUGAGCACAUAGUUAAAGUGACUCUUUCCAAGAUUCUUCAACUAUAAACUGGUUGUGUUAGUAUCUCAUUUGCAGAAUUUCUAUGAAUAAUCUUUUUGCAGAGGUAUGGGCAUCUCUUUGCCAAGUCAUUCUCAUAUCUUGGUUGCUCAAAUGGAACAUGUUGUUAGUAAAGAAUGUUACAGUUUGUAUUGGCUUUAAAAUACAUACUUCAUCCACGGCAGUGGAAGAAACUGUUGCAUUUUCGUUAUUUGAAAUUUGUGCAGUAGUGCUACAGAUAUCACUGUGAGAGAUGACACACACUGCUAACUUCACUCCGAGUGUUCUUGUUCUGCUGCUGCUGUACCUCCUGUACAAUUCCUGCAGAAUUGAAUAGGAGAAGUCUUCUCUGCCACCUGUAUGUGGAAUUCAGUCAGUUGAUGCUGUUUCUCAAAAACCAGGUUUUGGGGACCCUGCAGCCCUUGUGGGAGAGGGUCUAGUAGUCAGGGGCUGAGCAGUAAUACAUGUUAGCCUGCCAAGAGGUGCAGAAAUAAAUAUUGGGAGUGGAACCCCCGGAAGUCUGGCAUACAGGUCACACUUUCCUGGAUUUGAGAUGGUGUGUAUAUUCUUACUAUUGAAGGCGUUCUCUGAUUUUUUUAUGUUUUCAUUAUUAUGAUCAAAUUGACAGCUAAAUUUUUUUAGACUACAGUUAACUUGCUUACAAAAUGGAACUCUUAACCUGUUUUUUUUUAUGAUCUACAAGAACCAGAGGACUGUUUUAUAGCUCUAGAGGAGAUAAGAUUGCUCUAACUUCUUUUUUUCUUCCCCCCUCUAUUUUCUUACAAGAUUGAUGUGUGUUUGCUUGGGUGUCUUAGGGCUAUGCAUGUCUGUGUGUGUGUGUGUUUUGAGGGGAGUGAUCACUCCUAACAGAUGUGCUGCAAAAUCCACAGUCUUGAUUAUGGAAAUUGUGGGGAGACCCAGAUUCUCGUGUCUUCUUUCUCCUGCCUCAGCUCUAACUUCUCAAUACUCUGUCUUUCUUCAUUAAGGGAACAUGGAGGAAGAAAGAACAGCUGCUGAGUUACAGAAAAAUAUGACACAGGAACCAGUGGUCUUUGAGGAUGUGGCUGUGGACUUUACCCAGGAGGAGUGGGCUUUGCUAGAUCUCGCUCAGAGAAACCUCUACAGAGAUGUGAUGCUGGAAAACUUCCGGAACCUGGCCUCAUUAGGGUAUCCACUACACACACCCUAUCUGAUCUCCCAGUGGAAACAAGAGGAGGACCUGGAGAUAGCAGAGAGAGGACCCACCCAGGGGGAGCAUCAGGAAGGUUUUGAGACUCAACUUAAAACUAAUGAAUUAGUCGCUCCACAAGAUAUUUAUCGAGAAAAAAUAUCCAGUGAACAGAAUGUAGUAAGAUUCAAAAGGAGUGCUUCCUCGUUGUCCAUUUUACACAGAAGCUGGGAAUACCAUGGUUUUGAUUAUCAGAACAAAAACCAUGAGAGACAUUUGAGAAGUCACAUGGUGGAGAACAUCUAUGAACAUAACGAAGAAAAUCAGUGUAGACAAACCUUCAGCCAUAUCUCAAAUCUUAAUAUACUCAAGAGAACUACUGAAGUAAAAGCCUAUGAAUGCCAGGAGUGUAAAAAGGCCUUCACAGAUCAUUUAUCCCUUAAGAAUCACAUAAGUUCUCACACUGGAAGCAAACCCUAUCAGUGUAAGGAAUGUGGGAAAGCUUUUCAUUUUUUUGCUUGUUUUAAGAAGCAUAUGAAAACUCCCACUGAAGAGAAACCCUAUGAAUGUAAGGAAUGUACCAAAGCCUUCAGUUGUUCUUCAUUCUUUAGGGCACAUAUGAAGAUUCACACUGGAAAGACAAACUACGAAUGCAAGGAAUGUGGGAAAACCUUUAGCUGUUCUUCAUCCCUUACAGAGCACAAAAGAAUUCACAGUGGAGAUAAGCCUUAUGAAUGUAAGGAGUGCGGGAAAGCAUUUAGUUGUUCCUCCUCACUCUCCAAACACAAAAGAAUUCACAGUGGAGAUAAGCCAUAUGAAUGUAAGGAGUGUGGGAAGGCCUUCAGUUCCUCUUCUCACCUUAUAAUACAUAUAAGAAUCCAUACUGGAGAGAAGCCUUAUGAAUGUAAAGAGUGUGGGAAAGCCUUCAGUGAGUCCUCAAAGCUCACCGUACACGUCAGAACACAUACGGGAGAGAAACCCUAUAAAUGUAAGGAAUGCGGGAAAGCCUACAAUUGUCCGUCCUCCUUAAGUAUCCAUAUGAGAAAACACACUGGGGAGAAACCCUAUGAAUGUCUGGAAUGUGGAAAAGCCUUUUAUCUUCCCACUUCCCUGAAUACACAUGUGAAAAAUCAAAGUAGAGAGAAACCCUACGAAUGUAAGGAAUGUGGAAAAGCCUUCAGUUGUCCCUCGUCCUUUAGAGCACAUGUGAGAGAUCACACUGGAAAGGUGCAGUACGAAUGUAAGGAAUGUGGGAAGGCCUUUAGUCGUUCCUCAUCCCUCACCGAACACUUAAGAACUCACAGUGGAGAGAAGCCUUAUGAAUGUAAGGAAUGUGGGAAAGCCUUUAUUAGUUCCUCCCACCUUACGGUACAUAUAAGAACUCACACUGGAGAGAAACCUUAUGAAUGUAAGAAAUGUGGAAAAGCCUUCAUUUACCCCUCAGCCCUUAGGAUCCACAUGAGAACGCACACUGGGGAGAAACCCUAUGAAUGUAAGGACUGUGGGAAAGCCUUUCGCCAUUCUUCAUACCUUACUGUCCACACAAGGAUGCACACUGGAGAGAAACCCUUUGAAUGUCUGGAAUGUGGGAAAGCAUUCAGUUGUCCUUCAUCCUUUCGAAGACACGUAAGAAGCCACACUGGUGAGAAGCCCUAUGAAUGUAAGGAAUGUGGGAAAGCCUUUGUUUGUCCUGCUUACUUUCGAAGACAUUUGAAAACUCACACUAGAGGAAACAUAUAAAGUAAGGAAUAAGGAAAUGUCUGCAAGGCUUUUUCAGAUCUUAGGCAGCACGCAAGAUCUCACACUGUGGAGACACCCUGUGAAUGUAAGAAAUUGUCGCUCAUCUUUUUGAAGACUUGAGAACUCACAACUAAGAGAAACCCUGUGUAUGUAAAUCAUGUGGUAACACCUUCAUGAACAUCACUUACUGUGUUCUAAGAAAAUUCAUACUAGAAGCAAAGAUCGGUGCCUCAUCCUUAAAGUGGACUACUGCUGGCUCAUUGAUUUCCAGUUUUAAUUUUCUGAUGAAUGUUUAAGGUGAUAAAUUUCCUCUAAUACCUUUCAGCUGUAGCUGCAUAUGUUUUAUGAGGUGCUUUUGUUUUGGUUUGGAUGUAAAUGUUAUUUCCAUUACAGAGUUUUUUGGACCCAUUGGGGAGUUGAAGUGUAUUUUUUCGUAUGCAGGCAUACGGUCUUUUUAAAAUUAUUAUUAGUUUCUAAUUAACUCUCAUUGUUCUCUAAGUAUGCAGUCAUUGUGGUAUCAACACUUCGGUAUUUGUAAUUUUUCGUAAAUGGUAAUUUCAUUUUGAUCUAGUAUGGCAGAAACUGGAAAUUGCCUACCCAAUAUUCCCCAACCCCUUUUUUUUUCUACUAAAAGAUUAUCAGUUUUUAUUAUUAAAAGCUUUUCCUGUCUAAUAAGUAAUCCAGUGGAAAUAAGUACAAAGGUUUUGAAAGAAGAGUCUCAUCUGUUAUCAUAUUUUUGUAUUUUGUUCUUUGUCCUUGCUCAUGACUGGGAAUUGGACCCAAUGUUUUGAAUUUUUAUAAAAGAGACCUUGUGACAGGAAAGCUAGAAGUUGGUUGGGCUGGCUUAUGUUGUGUUACUUUGGACAUGGCUGGGACUACAUUUCCCAGAAUUACUUCCUUAUCCAGUUCCAGCUUAGAGUUGUCUAAAAUAAGAGUUUAUGUGAGAAUUGGAAGGCAGAGGGAAGAAGCCAUUAUUCUGAGUUUAGCGGGGCCAUGAGACAGGAAGACAUGCAUAGGUCCUGGUAAGCUCCAGUUUCCAGCUCAUUUUCCUAAUUAUUGGAUCCACUGAUCAGUACUGGCUCAAAACGGAACAUUAAAUGUGUGACUUCAGUUAUCUCAGAGGCAGCAACUCCAUAGACAUUUCCAUAAAUUCCUCUGUCAUGGCCAUACACAGCUUCUUGGAUUUUUUCUGGCAAGUUCUUGCAUUGUAAUUUUGCUGAUAUUACAGUCCCUCUGGCACAUCAACUGACUGUAUAGAGUUGGCCCCAGUUUGGAGCAGGAUUGUUGUCAUCUGCGUAGUCCAGCCCCAUCAUGUCACUCUGCUCAAGGGGAAAAGACACAUCUGUGCAAGUUCCCUGUGAUCUCAAGACAAGAAGAAGAGCUGUGGACAAUGAGGAAGACCAGGUAUAAUUGAAGUAAGCAUCAGACAGGUGUCAUCCCAUUUUAGUGGAGGAAAGUUUAUAUUUAACACCUUCAAACGGGGAAGAGUGUACUCCUUUUUUAUUUGAGAAGAUGAAAGCUAUUUGGUUUAUGCUUCUUCAGGUACAUUUAGCUACACUUUUUCCUUCCAUUUUAUUUCCCAUUUACCUCAAAAAGUAUAGCUGUACCACUUCCCCUUAAUCAUCUUUUACUGCUUUGUUAAGGCAUACAUACACUAAUAUGUAUGAAGUGUGCUAAUCUUAAGUGUACAGCUUGAUGAAAUUUCACAUUGUAUAUACCGUGAUAGACAGAGAACAUUUCCAGGAUUUCAGAAAGGUCAUUCAUCUGCCUUCUCAAUAAUUGCUCCAUAGAGGCAACUGCAAUUUUGGCUUUUAUUAUAAUUUAUUAGGUUUGCUUGUUCUUGAUCUUCAUGUAAAUGUUAAAAUACAGUAUGCACAGUUAUGCAUUUGGCUUCUUUUCUCAACAUAAUGUCUAAUUUGCCUUUUAGUUGCUCUUUUGGCAGACUUAUGAACUUAUUUCUCUUGGUAUAUGCUAUGUAUAUAGGAAUGAAAUUACUGAAUCAUAGGAUAGACUUUAUGUUUAGUUUUGGUAGGUAUUCCAGUUUUCCAGAAAGUUUGAUUCCACUUGUACUCCUAAAAGCAAUGCAUGAAAGUCCCAAUUGUUCCACAUACCUGGUCAGCACUUUCUAAUUUAGCCAUUCAACACAGGAUAUGCUAAUAUCUUGUUUUUGGUUUUAAUUUGCAUUUACCUGAUAUAUAAUAAUGGUGAAUACUUUUUUAUGUGCUUGUUGGCUAUUUGGAUACCUUUUUUUUUUUUUUGGCUGUGCCACACGGCUUGCAGGAUCUCAGUUCCCUGACCAGGGAUUGAACCCAGGCCACGGCAGUGAAAGCUCAGAAUCCUAACCACUAGGCCACCAGAGAACCUCCUGGAUAUCUUCUUUUAUGAGGGUACCUAUUGAAGCAUUUCACUCAUUUUUGGUUCCUUUUUUAUUUGAAGGGUUUCCUGUGGUUACUUUUCCUUUUUUAAUGUAUGUGUAUCUCUGUCUAUAUCUAGUUACAUACAUAUACGUAAAACAUGUUAUAAUACACGUAAAUUAUGUUUAUUAUAUAUAUAUGUGUAUUGCAGAUAACUUUUCCCAGUCUCUGACAUGUCUUCAUGCUUUUCAUUUUUGUAAACUAUAAAGGGAAUUUAUUGGUUUGAUUACUGAAAAAUCCUUGGGUAUAAGUAACUUCAGAGGUGCCUGGGUCCUGGAGCUAAAAAGAUGUUAUCUGGAUGAGUUCUGUUUCCAUGUCUUGUCUGCGCAUCUUUCUGCAUUACCUAUUCUUCCUUGUGGGCUCUUUUUCUUCACAAUGGCCCUCAGAAGAUCCAGGCUGCUUUCUUUCUGGGUUAAGUCUCAGGGAGAAGAGAGUGAUUGUCUUUCUGAACAAUUCCAACAUGAUUAUUACAGUUGAAUCUGAUUGGCUCACUUGCCAACUGUUGUCGAAUCACUGUGGCCAGAGGAAUGUAAUUCUCUGCUUUGUUUAGGACUGGCUCCCAUACUCAUCCAGAAAAAGAGAGUGGAGUCAGUCCUAACUGAAUCAUAGGGUCCUGGCAAUCGUGUUGUAUAUGGUGAAGGGAAGGAGACAGCAGGGGGCAGGUGGGGUGUAGAAAUAGAGGUAAUAAUAACAUCAGCUAGCACAAUAUGCUUAUUCUGGUCUUAGCACUGGGAGGGAACUAUGAAGUCUGGGAACUCUCAGCCAAGGCUAAGUAGUUCUAGAAAUCCUUUCAGAAAGGUUCGAUUCCAUCUGUUACCAUCUCUUUAGAUUGCUAAGAUGGUUUCUCAAUCUUUACUUGGCUUUGCAGUAUUUUUGGAUAUCCGGUAGCAAGAGCCUUCCAACUUUUUUAUUCAUCAGGAUUGUCUUCCUUCUCUAUUCCUGAUUUGAUUCUAUAUUAAUUUUAGAUCUUAUCAAUUUUCACAAAUCUGGGACUUUGCUUGGAAUUGCAUUGACUUUAGAGAAUAACCUGAAUAAAAUUGACAUCUUUACAAUACUGAGUCUUCUAAUUGAUGAACAUAAUAUAAUUAUCCAUUUAUCUAGGUCAUCUUUAAUUCCUCUUAACAGUGUUUUGUAGUUUUAAUUGUAGAGGUCUUGAAGUAACUUUGUUUAAUUUAUUUCUAGGUAUGUGGUAUGUUUUCCUUUGUAAAUAUUUUUAUUUAUUUUUCGAUUUUGGAGGCUAGCACAUAGGAUUGCAAUUUCUUUUUGUACAUUGAUCUUUUAUCCAUGACAUUUAUAAAUUCAAUUAUUUAUUCAAAUAGUUUAUGAAUUAUUUUGUAUUUUCUGUGUAUACAAUCCUGUCAGUGCCAAUAAAAGAAAGUCUUACUUGA
Molecule: messenger RNA, 7687 nt
Organism: Balaenoptera musculus (blue whale)
Lineage: Eukaryota; Metazoa; Chordata; Mammalia; Artiodactyla; Balaenopteridae
Gene: ZNF699
Product: zinc finger protein 699
Exons: 5
Coding region: 1969-3885 (638 amino acids)
Biological process (GO): regulation of DNA-templated transcription
Source: RefSeq, a predicted model, not a curated record